Messenger RNA from Sciurus carolinensis (gray squirrel), 828 nucleotides. RefSeq names its product tetratricopeptide repeat domain 36 (gene Ttc36). The coding region runs from base 167 to 766 and encodes 199 amino acids. Gene Ontology annotation, biological process: cilium assembly. The transcript has 3 exons. NCBI's taxonomy places the organism in Eukaryota, Metazoa, Chordata, Mammalia, Rodentia, Sciuridae. Gene Ontology annotation, molecular function: protein binding. The record is from RefSeq and is a predicted model, not a curated record.
CAAGGGGGGUGAGCUGACACACCAAAGCUAAGGAAUGAGAGACAUUCCUCAUGGGGGUGGUCCUUAGGCAAAGCCUCCCCUUUUAUAUCACAGCCCUGCUGGAGACAGCCCUCAUUUCUUCUUCCUCUUACCUGAGUCACCUUUUGGAGCUUUGGAGUUGAGCAUCAUGGGAACUCCAAAUGAUCAGGCUGUGUUGCAGGCCAUCUUCAACCCUGAUACCCCAUUUGGAGAUGUUUUUGGGUUUGACCUGGGAGAGGAAGUAGAGAAGGAAGAAGCAGAUGAAGUAUCCUUACCUGGCUUCUUCCCUGGCAUGGAUGGAGUUUUCCCUGGAGCACAGCUGGAGCAGUCCAAGGCCCUAGAGCUGCAGGGGGUGAUGGCAGCAGAGGCUGGGGACCUCAGCACAGCCCUGGAGAGGUUUGGCCAAGCCAUCUGCCUGCUGCCUGAGAGAGCCUCAGCCUACAACAAUCGCGCUCAGGCCCUGCGGCUCCAAGGAGAUAUGGCAGGUGCCCUGGAAGACCUGGAGCGCGCCCUGGCCCUGAGCGGCGGCCGGGGUCCCGUCGCCCGCCAAGGCUUCGUGCAGCGCGGGCUCCUGGCGCGGUUGCAGGGGCGGGACGACGACGCACGCAGGGACUUCGAGCAGGCGGCACGGCUGGGCAGCCCCUUCGCUCGGCGCCAGCUAGUGCUGCUCAACCCGUACGCCGCGCUGUGCAACCGCAUGCUGGCCGACAUGAUGGGGCAGCUGUGCUGCCCCCGCAACGGACACUGAACGCGUCAGGCCGGGGACGGGAGGGGGCCUGAACCAAUAAAGCUGCGGAGUCUCACCCACUG